AUGCAUGUUAUCACCAUAUCAGAAGGGAAACAAAUACCUGAUCAAUUGCUCUUCUCUCUCGUCAUUCGGACGCUGCGGUUCUGUGACUUGUCCAAUCCGUUGACACUCCUUCCCUUUAACGAACGUCUAGACAAUUUCUCGGGAGCCCUGUCUAACUGGUUUAAAGCUGCUCUUCUGGAUCCCGCCUGGCCGGCACCACGUACCAACGCAAUUCGCUGUCUCAACGCUCUUGAAAAGAUACACACAACCGUUCACGCCUUAGAAAGCAAGACUGCAACGAAGGCAACUCGAAAACGUGUCGCCUCCUUAAUUUCACUCCUGUCGUCCUCUACUAAUUCCAUGAAUCGGCUCCUGGGUCCCUUCCAAAGCUAUCGCUAUCAGACCUUUGCAGAUUUGGCUAAGGGUUCCAACCCGGGUGUGGUGUGCUGUGGUGGCGUUGUGACUUCUCUACCAGCCGAUAGUGAACUCACAUUGAAUUUGCUUCUGGUGGAUGCGAUGGGUGCCUUCCUGGCUAUGCGCAUAUUCCAGAUUGGAAAGGGUUUAGGUCCCUCCACAAAAGAUGUGGUCGCGAUUCCCAACCCCAUUCUCGAACACUGCAUGAUCUCAGCGGACCUUAUUCGCCUUAUUCGUGCCUUCGAUGCCUGUGUUCGUGCUGAAGGCGCUGAAUCGGCCGAGGAGGAGGAUAGUGAAUUAGGGCAAGGCGACACCAAAGUCUUGGAUCUUGAUCAUUUGGAAUCUCUGCAUUUCCUCGUCCUACGGGUCUCUUCGCCUCAUAUGCUCUGUGUUAAUGGCAGUCGUGUUGGACGUGCAUGGACUGCGGCAGCUGUCCCUAAAAAUGUCUUUUUUUCCUCUACAUAG
This is a messenger RNA of Hydatigera taeniaeformis, 858 nucleotides long. The record is from the annotation of a GenBank genome assembly. NCBI's taxonomy places the organism in Eukaryota, Metazoa, Platyhelminthes, Cestoda, Cyclophyllidea, Taeniidae.